This is a messenger RNA of Salmo salar (Atlantic salmon), 747 nucleotides long. NCBI's taxonomy places the organism in Eukaryota, Metazoa, Chordata, Actinopteri, Salmoniformes, Salmonidae. The record is from RefSeq and is a predicted model, not a curated record.
CUCACCACAACUGUAGCCACAUCUACGACAUCCCCAGCCACCACAACUGCAGCCGCAACCACAACACCGCUCUCCACGACAGAGGCUGCCACUACAACUGCAGCUGCUACUACAACUUUCCCUGUCACCACAACUGCAGCCGCCACCACAACAGUCCCAGCCACCACAACUGCAAUCACCAAUACAACAGCCACAGCCACCAGAACUGCUUCCACCACUACUAAAGCCCCUCUCACCACAACUGUAGCCACAUCUACGACAUCCCCAACCACAACUGCUACCACCACUACUACAGCCCCUCUCACCACAACUGUAGCCACAUCUACGUCCCCAGCCACCACAACUGCAGCCACAACCACAACAGCAUCUGCAAACACAUCAACUCCAUUUACCACUUCGAUAACUCCCGCUAACACCACAACUAAAGCUGCCACCACCACCACAAAUGCUCCCACCACUACUAAAAUCCCUCUCACCACAACUGUAGCCGCAACUACGUCAGCCACUGCCACCACAACUGCAGCCGAUACUACAAAAGCAGCCGACACCACCAAGUCCCCUGUCACCACAAUUGCAACCCACACUACAAGAGCCACUGCCACCACAAUUGCAACCACAUCAAUGACAGGUUCUGCAACUACAACUGCAGCUGCUACUACAACUUCAAAUGUCUCCACAACUGCAGCCCGUACUACAGAAGCCAAUGCCACCACAACUGCAGCUGGUACUACAACAGCAGAACUGUAA